This is a messenger RNA of Geodia barretti, 236 nucleotides long. NCBI's taxonomy places the organism in Eukaryota, Metazoa, Porifera, Demospongiae, Tetractinellida, Geodiidae. The record is from the annotation of a GenBank genome assembly.
GUGUAUAUAGUGGGGAUCGAAGACGCUUCGUGUGAUUCUCUCGCGAGUUUGUUGCCUUAUAGCUAGCACUUUUUGCAGAUGCGGAUCGAGAGAGAUGUGAUGCUGUGACAGUACCAAAGGUGCAUACAAGACAUGGAAGUCAGUUGGAGCAUGAAAAGCGCUGAACGACAGUCACAAAUGCUCGUGAUCAGCGUUCUAAGCUUAUUUCCUAGCCUUUUCAAUCAUAAAUAGCGUUA